AUGUCUGACAUGGGUUACACGGGAGACCUGCCGGCUCCAGAAGAGAUCAGUGAACGGCUCGCUGCCAUCAAGGAAGAGGACGAAGAUCCCAAGACUUGGGAUUACAUCUACGACGUUUCCCCACCUGGAGAAGAAACUUCCGAGUCUGGCGCUCCGCCAUCCCUUGAAGUCAGCUCCUCUGUAGAGGUCCUCAGAUCCGAGAGGUCUUCAUUUGCCGAACCAGAGCCUCUCGUCGCAGUCAUCGGCGUCGGCUACGUGGGUGAGCAUCUCACUGAUGUCUUCUCUCGCUGCUUCAACGUUCUCGGAUACGACGUCUCCGAGACUCGUGUCAAGGAUCUUUCUGCCAAAUACCAUGGCAACGAGAGAGUCCGCAUCACUUCAGAGGCGGAAGAUCUCCGUGGAGCUUCGCACUUCCUCAUCUCGGUCCCUACCCUCCUCUUGAAGGACAAGACCGUCGAUACUUCGUACCUUCGAAGUGCUCUCACCACUGUGGAGAAUUAUGCAACUCCAGGCUCGACCGUCGUGAUUGAAAGCUCAGUCGCCGUUGGCAUGACUAGAAAGCUUCUCGGACCCCUUGCCAAAAGAAAGGGUCUCUUUGCUGGAAUGUCGCCUGAGCGUGUCGACCCCGGCCGCACUGAGCCGCCAGCCUAUGCCAUCCCGAAGAUCAUCUCCGGCCUCGACGAUGUUGCUCCGGGCUCGCUGGAGUCCAUCACCAAGCUUUACUCCACCGCCUUUGAACGAGUCGUCCCUGUCUCCAAGCCGGAAGUGGCUGAGAUGACCAAGCUCUACGAAAACUGCCAGCGCAUGAUGGGCAUUGCUUUCUCCAACGAGAUGGCCGACGCCUGUGAACCCAUCGGCAUUGACCCCUUUGAAGUCAGCAAUGCCGCUGCAACCAAGCCGUUUGGCUACAUGCCCUACUCGCCUGGCCUUGGUGUUGGCGGACACUGUAUUCCCGUCAACCCCUACUAUUUGCUGUCCAACAGCGCCUUUCCUCUGCUUCAAGCAGCUUCGGAGAGAAUGUACGCUCGUCCUGCCGAGAUUGGAGAGCGUGUCAUUGAUGAGCUUUACUCGAAGCGAACUGGCGAGGACAUGCCUCGUGUUCUCGUCGUCGGCAUGGGCUUCAAGCGCGGCCAGUCUCACCUUGUCAACUCGCCUGGCCUUGAACUGGCCAAGUCGCUUGCCAAGUCGGAGAAAGUCAGCGUCUCUUUCGCUGAUCCGCUCGUCAGCCAAGAGGCUUUGCCCAAUCUCAUACGCCUAGAUGAUGCAAACUGGACUGCCGAACACUUGGAGGAGAACUUCGACAUGAUUGUCGUCGCGUUCAAGCAGGAUGGCCUUGACUUUGGCGUCCUCGACAACCUUGUCAACGUGCAAGUUCAAAUGUGGUGCGCUUAG
Molecule: messenger RNA, 1392 nt
Organism: Trichoderma atroviride IMI 206040
Lineage: Eukaryota; Fungi; Ascomycota; Sordariomycetes; Hypocreales; Hypocreaceae
Biological process (GO): polysaccharide biosynthetic process
Molecular function (GO): oxidoreductase activity, acting on the CH-OH group of donors, NAD or NADP as acceptor; oxidoreductase activity, acting on the CH-CH group of donors, NAD or NADP as acceptor; NAD binding
Source: RefSeq, a predicted model, not a curated record